CACGGCACAAAGCCAGCACCCCCACAUUCGUUUUGCAGCCAAAACGAUGAAUGUCUUCCAGCUCGGCGCCUAGACGCCAUCGCUAAGACAAAUCGCGACGCGUACUGAAGCUAAGCAGCCAAUGGAGCCGGCAGCCAGCGAGGCUGACCCGGCGCGCCCGGCGGCCGAGGGCGCGAAGCGACUGCCGCCCGGGCGCGCGAAGCAGACCGAGAAGUCCUCGCUGCUCGCCGCAGCCCAGGGCCGCAAAGGCGACGACGCCGCGCCCACCGCGACCGCGAAACCGACACAAGGCCUCGCCGCGACCUUCGCGCUCUUCGUCAUCUCGAGUUUGGGCAACCGCCUCUUCCAGAAGCUCCAGACGAUCCCCAUGUACAACUACCCCAUCACGGUGAACAUCGUGUCGACCGCCGUUUAUGUGCCGGUAUGUUUUGCGUAUAUAAUACCUGCAUCGUUGUGUCUCAAUCCCUCACCGAUCACCGCCGAGGAGCAGGCCAUCCCGAAAUCAGUGUUUGCGGUCAUGGGCGCCUUAGAUUGUCUCUCUUCAGUGAUGCUGGUGUUGGCAGUCAAUUAUGUACCUAAUGCCUCUACCUUAGUACUGUUGCAGCAGGCGGCCAUACCUAUAAGCAUGGUCAUUUCCGCGCUGGCGUUCGUCGGCGUGCGGUACGAUCGCUUCCAAAUUAUUGGUGCUGGUGUAGUGUUAUUGGGCAUUGGCGUCGUGCUCUCGCCACAACUUGAAACAUCAGAUUCGGAAGCGUCCUCGGGUACGGUGUUGUGGUCCCUCGUCACGGUCGCGGCCUGCGUGCCCAUGUGCCUCUCGUCAGUAUAUAAGGAGAAAGCAUUAGGGGAACAAGACGUGGGCGUUAUUUUUCUCAACGGGUGGGUUGCAGUUUUUCAGACGGUCAUGUCGUUACCGCUGGCCAUCCCGAGCGCCUGGGCGACGCAUCUCCCGCUGUCGGAGCUGCCGGAUAAUGUGGUCGACGGGUUUUCGUGUGUGCGGGGGAUUGGGUCCGUGGGAGUCGUGCAGCCGGAACCGGGGUUGACCUAUGACGACGACGACUUGUUCGCCUCCAAUCCAUCAGGGUAUGAUUUGCUGAACCCCAACGUCGAUACUCGUCGACCGGACGACUGCGCGACGGCGCCGGCAUAUGUGACGUUGUAUAUCAUCUUCAAUCUGCUCUAUAACGUCGCUACUAUUUUAAUGCUGAAGCAGGGCGGCUCCAAUGUGUUAUAUUUAGCUUCUACGGUCCUCGUACCGAUCUCGAACGUCAUGUUUGCCUUACCUUGCAUGCCCCAGCACCAGCCCGUCCAUACCACCGAUGUUUAUGGGUUACUUGUUAUCAUGCUCGGAUUAACAUUGUAUCGAGCCGGGCAACAGAUCGCUUCCAGACUGUCAGAACGGUGGUGUUCUCUCCAACGCAGACCGAGGAUCUAUUCCGACCUCGAAGGCGACGUACCAACUCCUAUACUGAGAGAAGUUGCUCAAUCCCCCGGAGUGUUCCGGAGGGCUCGGACGGACGCCGCCCGUACUUUUAGAGCCGACCAGCUCGAGAUGCUGCAGCCCAUUUACGAGCAGCAGGAGCGACAGGCUCGGCGACGCCUCGUGAAGACGAACGCCCAGAUCCGCCAUACGCUUCUCAGGAGGCUGGGCUUCUCGCCGGACACGCAGGGCGUGCCCAUUCCUGGGUCGCGACGGCAGUCGCCGGGCGACUGGCGGCGCACGACGGGGCGGUCGCCGCCGCUACCGCCGUCGGGCUUCGUGCCUUUG
Molecule: messenger RNA, 1765 nt
Organism: Pelagomonas calceolata
Lineage: Eukaryota; Pelagophyceae; Pelagomonadales; Pelagomonadaceae
Source: the annotation of a GenBank genome assembly